AUGUCUCAUUCUUCGUUGUUUAUUCAUCGUGCCCCCGAAACCAGGAACAACCACUGCUACUUUCCCGAGCAUGUUGAGCCGCCGCGAUCAUAUGCGGACUUGAUGAACGGUACAGCUAUCAAGAGAACAGCUUCUAGCAGCAGUAUUUCAAGUCUGAGGAUGGGCAAUGGGUCUCUGGAUCACCUCUACGUUCCUUCAAUGGCCACCACAAGUGACAAUUGCGGCAGAUUCGUGCCUUAUGCCAACUGGGCAGAUACUCCGUCCUUUGCCUCUGGCAGCGUUGAGUCGCCCUCGGUCUCCUCGUCCUUUGACUUUAACGGCUUGCCAAAGGACGAGCCUUGUUUCGACAGCCUACUUUUCAACGCAGCUGACCAUAAAACGCCCUCUACCCAAAGCCGUAACCUGCAAUUCGGCGACUCUCACACCUCUGGCCUUGGCCAGGCAUCCCAGUGGACUCCCUGGACUAACGAGCCCGAGCUCUCAAGUCAGUCAUAUUUCCUUGACAAUCCAACCGAGGUACAAAACUGGUCAAACCCACGUCCUUUGACAAACCCAAGUCCGGUUCCCUUCUUUGGAUUAUCCUACCCAGUGCCGACAUUCUCAACUAUCCCAGGAGGGCAAACCGGCAUGCUCAUAGCCGAACUCCCAACGUCCAACGACCACACACAACCUCGCCCUCACUCUCACUCUCAGCCCACAGUUCUGCCCCCAGCUCAAAUCAGAGAGCUAUUUCAAAGCGAACACCCCUCCCCAACGUCCUCUUCAGGCUCCAUAAAAACGAGUCUACACUACAGCGACUCCCGCGACGCCCUCCUAAUCGAAUGGAAACGCCGUGGUCUCUCCUACAAAGACAUAAAGCACAUUGGGGGAUUCAAAGAAGCGGAGUCGACCCUUCGAGGCCGGUUCCGCACGCUUACGAAGGCGAAGGAGCAGCGGGUUCGGAAGCCGAAAUGGACUGAGACAGAUAUCCAACUCCUCAUCGAAGCGGUCUCCAACUACUCUGAGUCAGGGUUGAGUGUGUCUGGAAGUCCGCCCAAGGUUUCUUGGAAGAAGGUGGCGCAGCAUAUCUGGGCUCAUGGGGGGAGUUAUCAGUUUGGUAAUGCGACUUGUAAGAAGAAGUGGUGCGAGAUUCACAAUUUGAAGGCUUGA
Penicillium atrosanguineum is the source of this 1149-nucleotide messenger RNA. RefSeq lists its product as uncharacterized. The record is from RefSeq and is a predicted model, not a curated record. The transcript has 2 exons. Bases 1 to 1149 code for a protein of 382 amino acids. Lineage: Eukaryota; Fungi; Ascomycota; Eurotiomycetes; Eurotiales; Aspergillaceae.